Anopheles nili is the source of this 1178-nucleotide messenger RNA. RefSeq names its product alpha-tocopherol transfer protein-like. Gene Ontology annotation, molecular function: phosphatidylinositol bisphosphate binding. The coding region runs from base 137 to 1069 and encodes 310 amino acids. Lineage: Eukaryota; Metazoa; Arthropoda; Insecta; Diptera; Culicidae. The transcript has 4 exons. Gene Ontology annotation, cellular component: membrane. The record is from RefSeq and is a predicted model, not a curated record.
CGGACGUUUGCUGCGAGUGUUUGUCAAUUGAGCAGGCGAGGGAGAGAGAGAUAGAGAGAAAGCGACUGAAAAACAGUGCAGAUCCUCCGUGUUCGUUUAGGAAGGCAAUCAACAAAAGCUUAUCUGUCUCGCGAUAAUGCCGAACAUUAGACCACUGUCUGCCGCGUUGGCAAAGAAGGCCGCGGACGAGCUGUUCGAAAAACCGGAACGGCUCGAUGAGGACCUGGAAGCGAUGCGGACCUGGCUGGCCAAGAGCCCCCACAUCCGCUCUCGUACUGAUGAUCAAUUUCUGAUGAUGUUCCUGCGCGGCUGCAAGCACAGCCUCGAGCGCGCGAAGGAAAAGCUCGAUUUGUACUACGCAAUUCGUACGGCGUUGCCUGAGCUGAUGUACAACCGCGAUCCUGAGGAGACUAAAAUCAAGGAGCUCAUUCGGUUGGGUACGGCUGUGCCGCUUCCGAACACGGUCACACCGGACGGUCCGCGCAUUAUUCUCGUGCGCCCGGGAACAUACGAUCCGAGCAAGUACACCAUUCAGGAGGUGUUCCGGUAUAACACCAUGAUGGCAGAUUUAAUGAUGCGGGACGAUGACAACCUGAUCAUUGCCGGGCAGAUGGGUAUUCUGGAUCUCUCUAACUGCACCAUGGCUCACUUCCUUCAGUUCAGCCCGUCGUUUGUGAAGAAAGCCACCAUGUGGAGUCAGGAGGGUUCGCCUCUGCGCCAAAAGGGUUUCCACUACGUCAACACUCCGAGCGGGUUUGAGUUGGUGUAUAACAUGUUCAAGAGCUUCCUGAACGAGAAGAACCGCUCGAGGCUGUUUGUCCACGGAAGCAACCUGGAAUCGUUGUACGAACACAUACCGAAAAGCAUGCUGCCGUCGGAGUACGGUGGAGAUGCUGGACCAAUUCAGGACAUCGUUGACAGCUGGGCCGAGAAGUUGCUUGGCUCGAAGGAUUUCUUCAAAGAGGAGGACAAGUACGGCACGGACGAGAAGAAGCGACCGGGACGCCCGAAAAAUGCGGACAGCUUGUUUGGGUUGGAGGGUUCGUUCCGUAAGCUGGAAGUAGACUGAGGUUCUUAGCAGCGAUACUCUCUCUUUCGUAAGAGAAAAGGGCUAUAGGGAGAAACCUAGAGGGAUACAUAAAAAAGCCGAAUGAAUAUAUUGAAAUAAAGCUGUACUC